UUGUACAGUAGGCGCAACAAGGUGUUUAUGUGUAGUACAGUGCGCAGCGUUGGUCUCCUUGAGCAACAAAGCUGCUCUGUAUUUCGAUAUGUCUGCUGGGCUUGCUGGGCUCCAAACAGAUCACUUUUGUUAUUCUGGUUGUCUGCAAUGAACCAAAACUAUUCUGGUGAGCCGUGAGAUUGACUCGCAUACGACAGGAAGAUGAAAACCACAGGGGCUUUAACGGGAGAAGGAGAAAAGAGGAGGAGGAGAUAAAAUGUCCAGUUUGAAGAAACCAUCAACCUGCAAACAGAGCACAGUUGAAGUCGUCAUCUCCUUCGAAGAAAGCGUAAAUCCGAUAAACAAGUAACUACCUGAACCCUAAGAAAUUAAGCGUGAUUGUCGGUUGUACGUGUUGAUUAUUUAGGAAGAUUACAAAACAGAAGAUGGUGAGAAAAGCUGCUUAGGCUGCUGGGUUUUCAUGAUCAGGUUCCGCCACAUCUUCUAAUUAAUUUAUCUUGUUCAUUGUUUUUGUAACUAUCACUUGAUCAAUUUUGGGAUGGGUAGCAUAGUUUUCUUUUGAUUACAUGAGGGAGGCAUUUGAGUAUUGACCAAUGUCAAUGUGGGUUGUCAUUUGUUUGAUUGAUAUCUUUACAAUUCCUCGGAAUUCUGACCGCUCUUUUUAAUCCUAUUUUUAACAAACCCUGGGAAUUCUCACUUUGCUUGCUUACAUAAUGCCAAGUUAUAGGGGUUGCUUGCUCCCAGAGCUGCAAUCAAAAUCAAAGGUUACUUGCACAUGCAAAGGUUGAAUCUGUAAAAUCAAAGGAAGUGGCUGAACAGAGGAUGCUCCUGAAGAAAAGCUGGUUUUCAUUUAGAUGGCGUACGCCUGAUGAAUCUGAUGAUGAUACUUCUGAGGGAUCACGGUCACCAGAAGAAAGACUGACUGAAGAGGAGUGGCAAGCAAUUAAUAAGUUACUAAGUUACCAGCCAGAUGAAACAUUGGCAUCUCACUCAGGAAAGGACAUGCCGAAUAUGAUCCUGUUUAUGGUAACUGUGUCUGUUGAUCAGGCUGCUGCUAGGAUCGUUGAUAUAAAUCACACUGAGAUUUUGUGUUGUAAAUUUGAGCAACUUCAAGUGUCUACGAAGUCUAAACAUCAAAGUACAUACUGUGAUGUGUCAUGCAGAUUCUAUGGUCUGUAUGCACCGGAAGGCUCGCUUGCUCAGAGUGUAUCUAGUGAGCAGAAGGCGAAUGCACUGGCUGCUAGCUUUGUAUACCAUCCAGUUGGAGAGAAUGUUGAUCAGAGGCUUUCAGCUACCAUUUCACCUUGUCAUGUCACGGUUUUGAUGGAAAGCCGCGAUCGCUUUUUGGAUUUUGUGAAAAGGAGUAAUGCAGUUAGUCCUACUGUUGCAUUGGAAACGGCAACUGCUUUGCAGAUGCCAAUUGAGAAAGUGACUCGUAGAGCACAAGAGCAAUUUCAAAUGGUAUUAGAAGAACAAAGCAGAUUUGCCCUUGAUAUUGAUUUGGAUGCUCCAAAAGUAAGAAUUCCUAUCAGAACCAAGGGCUCUUCCAAAUGUGAUAGCCAUUUUCUAUUGGAUCUUGGUCAUUUCACCCUGCAAACGAAGGAUACUCAGCAUGAUAAACAGAAGAAGAACAUGUAUUCUCGUUUUUUUAUAACUGGAAGAGAUAUUGCUGCAUUUUUUACGGAUUGUGGUUCCGAUUGCCAAAUUCGCACUUUGGAAUCACCUGAUUCUGAUAACCACGCACCGGUUACCCUGGAAACUGUUGACAAUUUCUAUUCUCUCAUAGAUAGGUGUGGAAUGGCUCCACUUGUUGAUCAGAUCAGAGUACCUCACCCAAGUUACCUGUCAAUGCGUAUUUCAAUUCAAGUGCCAAACCUCCGAGUGCACUUUUCACCAUCGAGAUUUCAGAGACUCAUGAAAUUAUUAAACAUAUUUUAUGGUACUCUGGAAACUGUUGGUCAGCCAGCUGUUGAUAAUUUUCAAGCAGAACGUGCCCCAUGGAGUCCUGCAGAUCUUUUACACGGAUGCUAGAAUUUUAGUAUGGAAGGGGAUUGGCAAUUCUGUGGCUACAUGGCAACCUUGUUUUCUUGUGUUGUCGGGGACAAAUAUUUGUGUUUUGGAGUCCGAGAAGUCGCAGACUUAUCAGCGAUACUCCAGCAUGGCUGGUGGACAAGUAUGUGAGGUUCCUCCUACAAGUAUUGGUGGUUCACCAUUUGGCCUUGCUGUGAUUCACAGGGGGAUGGACACUCAAAAGGCUCUGGAGUCUUCUAGUAGCUUGAUUAUUGAGUUCCGUGGGGGGAGGAGGAGGAGGUCGUUUGGUUGAAAAGACUCAUACAAGCAACAUAUCAAGCUUCUGCUCCCUCUUCAGUUGAUGUCUUGGGAGAAACAAUUGAUCGUGUUGCUGAGAUUGGUGAGCCUCAGACCGGCAAUUCUAAAACAGCUGACCUUGUCAUUAAUGGGGCAUUGGUGGAGACAAAGUUCUCUAUUUAUGGAAAGACGGGUGAUAAAGGUGCUGAAGAACUUGAUGAGACUGAUGCUUGAGGUUCUUGCCAGUUGGGGGGCAGGUUCAUAUGAUUCUUAGGGAAGGUGGCAUGACACUUAAGACAAAGCUUCACUCUUUAAAAAUCAAAGAUGAGCUUCAAGGUCGUCUCUCUACAACCCCACAGUAUUUAGCUUGUUCUGUGCUGAAGAGUGACAAUUUAGUUUCAUCCCCCGGCAUAAUUGAUCCACAUUGGAAAGAAAUGUCUGUUUUACUUCAUGAGGAGGAUGAUACUUCUACGGAUGCUUUGCCAGAUUUUAUGUCUGUAUCUGAUGCAGGCUUUGGUUCACCAACUUCAGAUACAGAUUCAUGUGUAACAACUGAGGACAGCAAUGAUGCUGCUGGAUUUGCAUCUGCUAAAGGCUUAGUCCUUGAAAAGAAUCUUGUUAUGGCAAGGUGCAUUUCUGCUGAGGAAUUUUAUGAGGCGGAGGGUAGUGACUAUUCCAAUUUUGUCUUUCUCACCUUCUCGACUCUGAGUUCUAGUUCACCUGAUUAUGAUGGUAUUGACACACAGUUGAGCAUCCGUAUGUCAAAACUGGAAUUCUUCUGCAACAGACCUACUUUGGUCGCUUUAAUUGAUUUUGGCCUGGACUUAAGCUCUGUGUACAGUGAGGAAAACACUGCAGACAUUACUGAAGGUUCAGGUGACAAAUCUUUGACGAACAAAGAAAAGACCGAAGAAAUUGGGCAUGUCAAAGGCUUGCUGGGUUAUGGUAAAGGUCAUGUAGUAUUUUAUUUGAACAUGAACGUGGACAGUGUGACUGUGUUUCUCAACAAGGAGGAUGCUUCUCUGCUUGCGACGUUUGUGCAAGAAAGUUUUGUGCUAGAUCUGAAGGUCCACCCAAGUUCUCUUUCCAUUGAAGGCACCCCCUAGUAAAUUUUAGACUCCGUGAUACGUCUCUUGGAGAAGAUAACUGUUGGGCCUGGCUAUGUGAUAUACGCAAUCCAGAUGUGGAAUCCCUUAUCAAGUUCAACUUUAAGUCUUACAGUGCUGAAGACGAUGAUUAUGAAGGAUAUGAUUAUAGUUUGUGUGGUCAAUUUGCUGCUGUUUGUAUUGUCUUCCUUUACAGCUUUGUUCAGGAGAUAACCGCGUACUUUAUGGAACUUGCUACCCUACAUAUUGUGGAAUGUGUUCUUGUAGUCUGUUUUGGCAAGGAGUGAUACAAUGGAUCUAAAAUCUCUGGAGGGGGUUUGAAAACUAUGGGCCUUGAUUUUGUUGUCUAUAUUUGUAUAUUCCUUACCUAGAUUGUUUUUGUACUUGUAUAAAUGUACUCAUCUUUUCCAGCCAAAAAUAAAAAAGAAGAAAGCAAAAUUUUUGCUUGAACUGUACGUUAUUCCUUGUUAUGUUUCUUCCAUUUUGACAGAGUAACUCACCUAGUCAGCCAAAAUUAAUCUAGAUAUAAGUAUAUAUUAUAGUGUACUCGAGUUUCUUGGUGAUGCUGUUGAGUCGUCUAUCUCUAAUGUUUGUGGGUGAGUGCGGUGUGUGCAUGUAUUUAUGCUUGUGAGUGAGUAUGUGCGGCGUGUAGGAAGAACUGCCUGGAGCGCUGGUGGAGUGGGCAAGGCAUUCAUCUUUGUUGUUGGCAAGCAAGGCUCUCUGUUUCUUUCUUCCUUUCUGAACAUUUAGUACAUAUGUUCACUUGAGGUAGGGUUAUGGUGUCUUGGUU
Rosa chinensis is the source of this 4203-nucleotide messenger RNA. RefSeq lists its product as uncharacterized. The transcript is spliced from 20 exons. Lineage: Eukaryota; Viridiplantae; Streptophyta; Magnoliopsida; Rosales; Rosaceae. The record is from RefSeq and is a predicted model, not a curated record. The coding region runs from base 823 to 2031 and encodes 402 amino acids.